Molecule: messenger RNA, 3204 nt
Organism: Botrytis cinerea B05.10
Lineage: Eukaryota; Fungi; Ascomycota; Leotiomycetes; Helotiales; Sclerotiniaceae
Exons: 3
Coding region: 424-2910 (828 amino acids)
Biological process (GO): carbohydrate metabolic process
Source: RefSeq, a predicted model, not a curated record
GAAAGAGGUGAUGGAAUACUGACGAUAAGGCGAUACGCCUAGAAACGUCUCGACUUUUUUUCUAUCAUCACACAAUAUUGGGUACAUGAAGAUAGAUAUCUUUCCGGAUUCAGGUAGUGUAUGCACUCUUCUUUAAAUGCGUUGAGCACUUUUAAGCAUCCAUUUGAUUGUAAGAUAUCUUAGAUUAUAUCCUACGUUUGUUUGAAACAAAGUCGUUCUUCGAAUACGAAAGCGUGCUAUUCAAUCGGGAUAACGAGACACCCGUUAGUGACCUUGAGAGUCAACUCGACAACACAAACAGCUCAACUCCACUUCUCGCGCACGCAAAUUUUACCUUCCCAUUUGAGAUUGAACAUACAGAUUUCGGUCCACUUCAAGACUAUUAGACUUUUCAAUUCGAAGAUAUACAUUUGAGUUCAAGGCAUGAUGAGUUCAAACAUGCGUGGGGUGGGGGAGGCGCAAGGCAUUGGUCAGGCUUUGAAGGGUAUGUUGGGAAAAGCCACCACGACGGUACCGGAACAGAGGAAUGACAUAGUGCAGCUGGUCAAUAGGGCCAGUGAAAGCAAGAGUCCAUAUGUUCGCGCUCAUUCUGCGAAUCCGGUGGCAUGGCAGCUUUGGGGAGAUGAAGCAAUUGACUUGGCGCGCCGGGAAAAUAAAUUGUUGUUCGUGAGCAUUGGCUACAGCUCCUGCCAUUGGUGCCAUAUAAUGGAGCGCGAGUCAUUCGAAAACGAAGAGGUAGCUGCGAUACUAAAUAGCUCAUUUAUACCCAUCAAAAUCGAUCGCGAAGAACGUCCGGAUAUUGAUAGAAUUUAUAUGAAUUUUGUACAAGCCACAACUGGUUCUGGAGGAUGGCCGUUGAAUGUCUUUUUGACACCAAGUCUGGAGCCAGUGUUUGGGGGUACAUAUUGGCGGGGACCAAGUAAGACGACAGAUUUCGAAGAUCAGGUCGACUUUUUAGGUAUCUUGGAUAAAUUGAGUACUGUUUGGUCAGAGCAAGAAUCACGAUGUAGACAGGAUUCAGCACAAAGUCUGCAGCAGUUGAAAGAUUUCGCCAAUGAGGGUACCUUGAGUAACAGGCUGGGGGAGGGUGUGGACAAUAUUGAUCUCGAGUUAUUGGAAGAAGUCACUGAACAUUUCGCUAGUAGCUAUGAUAAGGCAAACGGAGGGUUUGGAUCAGCUCCAAAAUUUCCUACCCCUUCGAAAAUUGCCUUCUUGCUCCGUUUGGGCCAAUUCCCACAAGCUGUAGUUGACAUUGUUGGACUUCCUGAUUGUCAAAAUGCUAGAGAAAUCGCUAUUACGACUCUUCGAAAAAUGGCUCGUGGUGGAAUUCAUGAUCACAUUGGAAAUGGCUUUGCUAGAUAUUCUGCCACUGCUGAUUGGUCUCUUCCUCACUUCGAAAAAAUGCUUUACGACAACGCACAGCUUCUACAUCUCUAUUUGGAUGGCUUUCUUUUGUCGCGAGACCCGGAGUUUCUAGGAGUCGCAUACGAUAUCGCGAAUUAUCUGACGACCACUCUUUCACACUCGGAGGGAGGGUUUUAUUCAAGCGAAGAUGCCGAUAGUUAUUACAAAAAUGGCGAUUCCGAGAAACGAGAAGGCGCCUAUUAUGUUUGGACUAAACGAGAAUUUGAAAAUAUCCUUGGCAGCGAACGUGGACUAAUACUUUCAGCUUUCUUCAACGUCACUGGUCAUGGUAAUGUAGGGCAGGAGAAUGAUCCACAUGACGAAUUUAUGGACCAGAACGUAUUAGCCAUUUCAAGCACUCCAUCUGCAUUAGCAAGCCAAUUUGGUAUCAAGGAGUCUGAAAUCAUAAAAGUUAUCAAGGAAGGCAAAGCGCAAUUAAGAAGACGUCGAGAAACUGACCGGGUAAAGCCGGCUAUGGAUGACAAAGUCGUUGUCAGCUGGAAUGGUAUUGCAGUAGGGGCUUUGGCUAGAUUAUCCUCUGUUAUCAACGGGUUUGACCCAGUUAAGGCUCAAGAGUACCUAGAUGCAGCCCUCAAAGCAGCUACAUUCAUUAAGAAAAACUUAUAUGAUGAUAAAGCUAAGAUUCUCUACCGGAUUUGGCGUGAAGGACGAGGUGAUACUCAAGGAUUUGCGGACGAUUAUGCAUUCUUGAUUGAAGGACUUAUCGAUUUAUAUGAAACUACUUUCGAUGAGAAGUGGCUUCAAUGGGCCGACGAACUUCAACAAUCACAAAUAAAUCUUUUCUACGACAAAAAUGGCACAGGCGCAUUCUUCUCGACCACCGUCUCUGCUCCAAACGUGAUCCUUCGUCUCAAAGAUGCCAUGGAUUCUUCCGAACCUUCUACAAAUGGUAUCUCUUCCUCAAAUUUGUAUCGCCUAUCUUCAAUGUUCAAUGACGAAUCUUAUGCAAAGAAGGCGAAAGAAACUGUGAAAAGUUUUGAAGCCGAAAUGUUACAAUAUCCGUGGUUAUUCCCUAGUUUCAUGCCGGCAAUUGUAGCUAGCCACUUGGGUGUAAAGAGUGUGGUGAUUCAUGACGCAGCUGGUGAUGAUUUAGGGGGAAGAUGGGUUCAAGAAUUUGAAAAGAAGCCCCGAGGCUCUUUGGGAUCGAUUCUUCGGUUAAAUUCUUCGGGGGGAAAUGGCCAGUGGUUGAGAGAGAGAAAUCCAUUGUUGAAGGAUGCAGGGAAGAGCGACAAGACUAAGAUACUUGUCUGCGAAAAUGGGGUGUGUAAAGAAGAGGAGGAGCCAAUCUUUGUGGACUCGGGUGUAAAGAUGGAGGAAAGUCCUAUGGGAAAUGAUAGUUUUCAAUUGACCGGUUUGAAAGAAUCAUUAUCGGGCUUGGAAGGAAGUACAAAUAAGAGUCAAGGGGAGACAGUCCUGAAGGGAAAUCUACAGCAAGCAGAUCUUGUGGCUAAAAGUAACGUCGCGGAUAAAGGAAAGGAAAAUUAGGUACACGUGAAAAGGAAAAUAUAUGGUUAGCUAUGAUGGCGUCAUUUUUGAUAGGGAUUUAGCGGGGUUUCAGAGACGUAUGGUAUGGUAUAGCAUGUAUACAAGGAACAGAUUUCGCUCACUUGCUUUACUUGUUUCUCGAUGUUCUCUCUGUCUGCUCUUGGUGAUAUGUACCUGAUGGCUAGUGUGUUUUCCAAUUUGGAGUUAUGAUUACAAACAACUCUAGAAGAGUGCAAUGGUGGUAGGUCGCUCGGCUUUUCCGGAAUCGUUAUUAAUGAGACUUGUGGAUUCUCA